Messenger RNA from Phialemonium atrogriseum, 1663 nucleotides. RefSeq names its product mannose-1-phosphate guanyltransferase. Gene Ontology annotation, cellular component: cytoplasm. Gene Ontology annotation, molecular function: mannose-1-phosphate guanylyltransferase (GTP) activity; GTP binding. NCBI's taxonomy places the organism in Eukaryota, Fungi, Ascomycota, Sordariomycetes, Cephalothecales, Cephalothecaceae. Gene Ontology annotation, biological process: GDP-mannose biosynthetic process. The transcript is spliced from 4 exons. The record is from RefSeq and is a predicted model, not a curated record. The coding region runs from base 432 to 1526 and encodes 364 amino acids.
AAUUGCAUCAAAGGGCGACAAUCUCGCCAGUUUAAUUGUGGCUCGUGGAGGCUCUGUGAGAUUGUGAUUGGGUCUGCGGCUGGUCUAGGAGUUCCUUAUUCAUUUGCCCAUCCCUUCUCGCGACGGGUGGAGCACCGACCACCCUGUCCCUGUACCCUGUGAACUCUCGUGAGACGCCGAAUCUUCAAUUUCUCUACCCUCCGCCGAGCCAAACCUUUAACACGACAUCAUUGAAAGCCUUACUCAUACCUACAUAUAUCUGUCUCGUCACUCCCAACCCAACGGUUGUCCAUAUUUUACUGGUGCCCUGUUACACUCGUGCCUUGACAACUGUCGUUAUCUUGAAGACGCUUUCUUCCCCCUCUGGCUAGCUUCAUUCCUUCAAUCGUUUGACCAGCUGUUCUUCACUUCUCCCCCCACAAUCAAGGAAGAUGAAGGCUCUUAUUCUUGUCGGUGGCUUCGGCACCCGCCUCCGACCUCUCACCCUCACCCUCCCCAAGCCUCUGGUUGAAUUUGGGAACAAGCGCAUGAUCUUGCACCAGAUUGAGGCACUCGCCGAGGCCGGCGUUACUGAUGUCGUCCUCGCCGUAAACUACCGCCCUGAGAUUAUGGAGAAGUAUUUGGCAGAGUACGAGAAGAGAUUCGGGAUCAGCAUCACGUUCUCCAUCGAGACCGAGCCGUUGGGCACUGCAGGCCCCCUGAAACUUGCAGAGAAAAUCCUCCGCAAGGACGACACGCCCUUCUUCGUCCUCAACUCCGACGUCACCUGCGAUUAUCCCUUCCGGGAGCUAGCUGCCUUCCACAAGGCCCACGGUGACGAAGGCACAAUCGUUGUGACCAAGGUUGAGGAGCCCUCCAAAUACGGUGUCAUUGUCCACAAGCCGAAUCACCCGAGUCGUAUCGACCGCUUUGUUGAGAAGCCCGUCGAGUUUGUCGGCAACCGGAUCAAUGCCGGCAUCUACAUACUAAACACCUCGGUCCUCGACCGUAUCGAGCUCCGGCCUACAUCCAUCGAGCAGGAGACCUUCCCUGCCAUCGUCAAGGACGGGCUGCUGCACUCGUUCGAUCUCGAGGGCUUCUGGAUGGACGUGGGCCAGCCAAAGGACUUCCUCACCGGCACCUGCCUGUAUCUAUCCUCCUUGACCACCAAGGGCUCCAAGCUCCUCUCAUCCACCUCGGAACCUUACGUCCACGGCGGAAAUGUCCUGAUCGACCCGUCGGCCAAGAUUGGCAAGAACUGCAGGAUAGGCCCGAAUGUCACCAUCGGUCCCAACGUGGUGGUUGGCGAUGGUGUCCGCCUGCAGCGCUGUGUCCUCCUUUCCGGCUCCAAGGUAAAGGACCAUGCAUGGAUCAAGAGCACCAUCGUCGGUUGGAACAGCACCGUUGGCAAAUGGGCCCGCCUUGAGAACGUUUCCGUCCUCGGCGACGAUGUCACCAUCGGUGACGAGAUCUACGUCAACGGCGGCAGCAUCCUGCCGCACAAGACCAUCAAGGCCAAUGUCGACGUGCCUGCUAUCAUCAUGUAAUAGCGUCGCAAGCCUGGCUCCCGGUGCCUCCUCCUUUAUUUUUAGCCGGCACCCUUCCGGUAUAUACCCUUUUAAACCCAAUUUUCGUAUCAGUCUUCAUAAUGCCGAUCAACAACACCAUCGGCCAAGUGUCGCAA